AUGGCGUUUUCUACAAUUGUCAAGCCUACUUCUUUUGAAGGUACAAAUAUGUUCAACUCAUUGAAAUUGGGGGAUACAGAUGUUUUACAUAGAGUGGUACUAGCACCUCUGACAAGAAUGAGAGCUCAUCAUCCAGGAAAUAUUCCAAAUACAGAAUGGACUCCAGAAUACUACAGUCAGAGGUCCGAACGUCCUGGUACUACUAUCAUCACGGAGUCGACAUAUGUCUCGAAACAAGCCGGUGGAUUUGAUCAUGCCCCAGGGAUUUGGUCAAACGAACAAGUCGAGGCUUGGAGACCUACAUUCAAGGCGAUACAUGACAACGGUAGUUUUUCUUGGGUUCAAUUAUGGGCUCUUGGUUGGGAAGCAGAUAUUCAGAAUUUAACCAGAGAUGGUUUGAAAUAUCAAGGGAUGACGGAUGGUGUAUAUAAGGAUAAAGAAACUGAAAAGGUGGCAGUUAAAUUGGGGAAUCCGAUUCAUGGGUUAUCAGUUGAUGAGAUUAAGCAAUACAUUAACGAUCAUAUUCAUGCGGCUAAAAACUCUCUUGCCGCAGGGGCCGAUGGCGUUGAACUGCAUGCUGCAAAUGGAUAUUUGUUGAUGCAAUCAUUAGAUCCAGCAUCUAAUAAACGUUGCGAUCAGUAUGGUGGAUCAAUUGAAAACAGAACUCGAUUUAUACUUGAAAUUAUCGAUGCCUUGAUCGAAGAGAUAGGUGCUCCAAAAAUUGGGAUCAGAAUUUCCCCUUUUUAUUCAACGGCAGGGAUGUCAGGAAGUAAAUAUCCUGGGUUAGUUGCUCAAUAUGCAUAUCUAUUAGGCGCUAUUGAAUCUAGGGCGAAGAUGGGGAAUCGGCUAGCCUAUGUUCAUAUCAUUGAUCCCAUUCCUCGGUGGACCCCCGGAAACUCCGAGGGAUAUCAAUUAGAGAGUAAUGCUUUUGUUUAUUCUAUAUGGAAAGGUCCAAUAAUUCGUGCAGGUGGGCUGGGACGAUUCCCACAGACAUCUAAAAAGUUUUUAAAAGAUGAUCGGACUUUAGUAGCUUAUGGUAGAUACUUUAUAUCGAACCCAGAUUUGGUGGACCGUCUCCAGAAGGGAUUCCCAUUGAAUGAAUAUGAUGAAGAUUCUUAUUAUACAAUGUCACCUCAUGGAUAUAUUGAUUAUCCAAAAUAUGACGAAGCUCUCAAACUUUGGGGGAAACUAUAG
Maudiozyma barnettii is the source of this 1194-nucleotide messenger RNA. Its product is annotated as alkene reductase. Gene Ontology annotation, molecular function: FMN binding; NADPH dehydrogenase activity. The record is from RefSeq and is a predicted model, not a curated record. The transcript has a single exon. The coding region runs from base 1 to 1194 and encodes 397 amino acids. Lineage: Eukaryota; Fungi; Ascomycota; Saccharomycetes; Saccharomycetales; Saccharomycetaceae.